Didymodactylos carnosus is the source of this 612-nucleotide messenger RNA. The record is from the annotation of a GenBank genome assembly. Lineage: Eukaryota; Metazoa; Rotifera; Eurotatoria; Philodinida; Philodinidae.
AUGACAGACUCAUCGACAUCGCUGACACCAUUAUUUGAAAAUAUUUGCACGAUUUGUACAAUUGCUUUAUUUCUGACUGGAACUCAAAUAUGUAAGAGAAUUUAUCGUAUGAAUGCAACUGGAGAUAUUUCUGGCUUUCCAUUCAUUGCUACAUUUGUCAAUUGUACAUUAUGGGUGUUGUACGGUUAUUCAUCAGAUAAUUCGGCAAUAUUAUUAGUAAACCUUAUUGGCGCUUUUCUUCAAAUGUUCUAUGCUUUAUUUUAUCUUCGCUAUGCGCAAGAUCGUUAUAACUCAACGGAUAAACUGUCAGUCGUAUUUCGUACGGGUAUUAUUUGUUGUGUUUGCACAGUUAUUAUGUUUGGUUCACCGUUGGCAUCAUUGAAAGAAGUAGUUCAAAAACAAAGUACAGACUCGUUAUCAUUUCCACUUUGUUUUGCUAAUUUUGUUGUUGCAACUGAAUGGUUUUUAUACGGUUUAUUAAUCGAUGAUCGAUUUGUACAGGUGCCAAAUUUUCUUGGUGCUAUUCUUGGAAUUAUUCAAGUUUCAUUGUUUUUAAAAUAUUCAAAACAAUCACCACUAUUACCAAAAGUUACAAAUUUGGGAGGAAUCUGA